Messenger RNA from Pistacia vera, 435 nucleotides. Its product is annotated as putative EG45-like domain containing protein 1. The transcript is spliced from 3 exons. Gene Ontology annotation, cellular component: apoplast; cell wall. NCBI's taxonomy places the organism in Eukaryota, Viridiplantae, Streptophyta, Magnoliopsida, Sapindales, Anacardiaceae. Gene Ontology annotation, biological process: systemic acquired resistance. The record is from RefSeq and is a predicted model, not a curated record. Bases 32 to 421 code for a protein of 129 amino acids.
UUACAAUUUACAAAGAAAAAAUAUAACAAAAAUGGCAACUCAGAGAAGUGUUCUUCUUAUUAUAGGGCUUGUCAUUAGCAGCUGCUUUUUCUCUGUGGCAUUCGCAGUCUCUGGCACUGCCACUUACUAUACAACUUAUGUUCCAUCUGCAUGCUACGGCAAUGAAGACCAAGGGGUGAUGAUCGCCGCCGCAAGUGACGUAUUGUGGGAGAACGGGGCUGCAUGUGGAAGAAUGUAUAGGGUGACAUGCACCGGAGCUACAAAUGGUGUACCUGAGCCUUGCACAGGCGCAAAUGUUACUGUCAAAAUUGUUGAUUAUUGUCCAGGGUGUCAAGGAACCCUAGAUCUCUCCCAACAAGCCUUCGCUCAGAUUGCUAACCUUGUCGCUGGAAUAAUAAACAUCGAUUACACUCAGGUUUGAAGAUAAUUCUGCUG